GUGAACCAAGAAUUGCUAAUGGUCUUUGAGGAAGGGGCAACUCGCCAAGAAAGUUGACCUUCAGAUGUAUCGGGACUUCCUUCACGCUACCAGUUUCUGCAGAUGUGUAGAAGAUAACGUCCUCGUAACUCCAGACCAAAGUGGGUCCAUGCAAAAUCAAGACAUUGUUGCCCAUUUCAUAAGCAGUGCUGCAAUGAACAAUGCUGACUGCUCUGGAGGUGUUUUCACACAUGGGGAUUAUUUCAUCGUCUUUGUUUAAGAAGGUGCCCGAGCCCCGGUUAAACGACAUCCGCCAGAACGUGAUCUCAGAGCCUUUUGAACUUGGAUGCUUGCACUGAAAAAUGAAGAGGUCACCAUGCAAUGCGACCAUAUGGAUAUGCUGAUCUGAGACCAUCUUUGUUACUGAAGGGUUCUAAAGGACUGAGUUGCUGUUCUAGUUAAAAGCAACAGUUGGGACAGAGUUUGUGACUAGACACUGACAGAAGUUCCUGCAAGUCUCAACAGAUACAUCAACAGCAGUAAAACAUGCCCAAGGACAUACGACUUCACAAAGGGAGCUGUGAUAGAAACUGGGACAAGCUGCGUUAUUUCAUCUUCAAGAGAGCGACAUAAAAGAGACGGUUCUGUCUUAGUUAAAACUGAAUUCACUCCAAUCUGGCAACCCGGAUGUGACAGUCAGCUCAAACAAACAUGGCGGACGCUGGACAGCGUGAACCAGAGCAGGAUUUGGAGGUCAAGAUUCAGGAAACGCGUCAGAGGUUUAAAAAUGAGUUCGUUCAAGAUUCCACGCAGAAGUAUGACAUCAGAGACGUGGAGCGACUCCUUAAAGACGACUUGCUGGUUGAAAACUACCUCACUUGGAGGCAGUUCAUCAUGGAUGAUACACUAAAGAUGAUCGACGAGAGUUUUCAGUGGAGAAAAGAGUUUAAUUUGAAUGAUUUGACUGAAAGCAGUAUUCCGAGCUGGAUGUUUAACACUGGAGCUGUUUAUCUUCAUGGCUAUGACAAAGAAGGCAACAAACUCUUCUGGUUCAGAGUGAAGCUUCACAUUAAAGACACCAAGACAGUUCUGGACAAAAAGAGAUAUGUGGCUUUCUGGCUGGAGCGCUACGUGAAGCGUGAACCCGGAAUGCCUUUAACAGUCGUCUUCGACAUGACUGACUCCGGCAUCAGCAACAUUGAUAUGGACUUUGUGAAAUACAUCAUUAACUGCUUCAAAGUUUACUAUCCCAAAUCUCUGUCCAAAAUGAUCUUGUAUGAGAUGCCUUGGAUUAUGAAUGCUGCGUGGAAGAUUGUUAAGACGUGGCUCGGCCCAGAGGCGAUCAGCAAGCUGAAAUUCGUCUCCAAAAGUGAAGUCCAGACAUAUAUCGAUGCCGAGCAUCUUCCUCCACACAUGGGUGGAACAGACCAGUUUAAAUACAGCUAUCCACCACUUCCGGAUGAUGACUUCCAGUCUCCGAUUUGUGAGAACGGACCAAUCGUUAGUGAGGAUGAAGGCGAGAUAAAGGACAUAGAGCCAGAGUGUAAAGAGAGUCUGGACUCCAGCUUUAACAUGGAACAAGCCAUCAAGCCCAAAAAGGUGAAUUUUGCAGAAGAAUCAGACAAAACCGAAGGUUUGAGUCGACUCAGAGGAGCUAGGAAACCUUUGACCACUUUUAAGGGCACUUUGCUGCACAUCAGUCCAGCUGAGGAACUCAGUUUUGGCUCCAGAGAAACAGAGAAAAAAUGUCUCAUCAUCCUGAACAACAUCACCAAAAACCAAGUGGCCUUUAAGGUACGAACAACAGCACCAGAAAAAUACCGUGUGAAGCCAAGCAGUAGCACCUGUGAGCCUGGAGCUAACGUGGACAUUUUAGUUUCAUUACAUGGAGGCUUCCAGGCAUCUCCUCAGGACCGUUUCUUGGUCAUGGCGGCUGAAAUGGAGCCAAACGCUGGAACUUCUGAUCUUUCUCAGUUCUGGAAAGAAGUAUUGAGAUCAAAAAUCAUGGAGCACAGGCUUCGGUGUCAUGUUCUUGAGCCUCCUAAACCUAUUUUGAGCAAUUCAAAUGAAGCCAUUUCUGUCACGUCUAACAACACACAUGAUCUACAAACAGCACUAACACGGAUUAUGGUUGCUAAUUCCCGUCUGGAACAGAAACUGGAGAUGUGCUUAUGGAUGCAGAAGGUUCUUCUCCUCAUGGUUUCAUUCCUGAUGGCUUUCAGUUUCUCCAGCAUAUAUUCACUGUGGACCUCGUAGACUGGACGAAUUAUGAGUAAAUAAAUAAAAUACAAGACCAGUAAGCUGCUGAGGAUCAGAGGACCCAUAUGACAUCAUCGGCUGAUGGGGCUUGAUGCCUGUGACCUAACUGAGCGGAGAUCAAGACUUUAUUACUUGCAUAUUAGUAAUAAUGUUAUUAAUAAUGUAUUUUUUAUGACCUAUGAAAUUUUUAAUUUAUAACAGAUGGUGUGUCACUUGUAAUUAUUAAGCAACAUAAUUUUAUGGUCAAUUAUAUAAAUCAAACAAAGCAGGUUUAUAUAAAAAAAUAAAUUUUUUGUUAACUGCCAUAGCGUGUUUUGUGAGGUGCAAUUCAUAUUUCAUAUAUUAGAAAAUGUAGGCAAACAUACUUUAUAACAAAUAAAGUAUUUGGGACAUGAUCCUACAUCCCCAUUGUGAAGCACGGUGGUGGCAACAUUGUGUUGAGAGUUCCCCUUGCCCUCUUGUUUGCUACUCUGAUUAAUUCCCUUUUUAUAUGCGUUUUAUUCUGUAUAAAUAGAAAUGGUUAUACUUGUCCUUAAGUAAGAGACACUUCUUAACUGGUGCGCAUUUGUCUUUGAGAACUAUGGAUUCAUUUUUCUGGGACCAAGGACCAUGAUGGGUUGAAGUCUGGCAUCAUUUGGUGCAUGAAACAAUAAAAUAAUUACCGAA
This is a messenger RNA of Neoarius graeffei (lesser salmon catfish), 2904 nucleotides long. It is a transcript of the gene mospd2, whose product is annotated as motile sperm domain containing 2. NCBI's taxonomy places the organism in Eukaryota, Metazoa, Chordata, Actinopteri, Siluriformes, Ariidae. The transcript is spliced from 18 exons. The record is from RefSeq and is a predicted model, not a curated record. Bases 691 to 2235 code for a protein of 514 amino acids.